Molecule: messenger RNA, 2463 nt
Organism: Castor canadensis (American beaver)
Lineage: Eukaryota; Metazoa; Chordata; Mammalia; Rodentia; Castoridae
Source: RefSeq, a predicted model, not a curated record
GUAUAUGUAGUUGCUAUGAAUAUUAAAAAGGAAGCAGAGUCAAAACCAAAAAGAGCAGUUAAAAAUACUGAUGAGGACGACGACGACGAGGGUGGUACUACAGAUGAGCUACCGCCAGAUAGUCUAAUAACACUGGUACAACCUGAACUGCCAACACUUAGCCGCCUAUGGUUGGCAGCAUUGAAAGACUAUGCACUUUUGACUUUACCAGCUGAGUUUUCUAGUCAGCUCCCUCCAGAUGGUGGAGCAUUUUAUACUCCUGAGACUAUUGAUACAGCUAGACUUCACUAUCGGAAUUCGUGGGCCCCAGUUCUCCAUGCAGUGGCACUUUGGUUAAACAGUACAGGAUUUACCUGCUCAGAGUCCACAGAAGCAGCUGCAGCAUCUGGUUUACAGAAACGUUCUGCAGCUGUCAGUUUAAACCAAGCAUCAGGAGCAAUGGGAAGUGCUAAAUCAUUGCCAGAAAUUAACAAAGACAGAAUGCAUCUUAUUUUAGGUGUCAGUAUACAGUUUCUUUGCUCCCCUAGACCUGAGGAACCUGUUGAGCAUGUUACAGCAUGCCUGCAGGCCUUGCAUACCUUGUUAGAGUCUCCUUAUGCACGAAUCCAUAUUGCAGAAGAUCAGCUGAUUGGUGUUGAGUUGCUGAGUGUCUUGCACCGCCUCCUACUGACCUGGAACCCAUCAUCCAUUCAGUUGUUGGUUACUGGAGUUGUACAACAGAUAGUAAGAGCUGCUCAGGAUUAUUUGCAGGAAAAAAGAAACACUCUGAAUGAAGAUGACAUGGAAAAAGAGUCCUGUCCUGUAUUAGGAGAAGGAGGUGAUAGUGGUGGCCUCAUCCCUGGAAAAUCGCUUGUGUUUGCGACCAUGGAGCUAUUGAUGUUCAUUUUAGUACGGCAUAUGCCACAUCUGAGUACCAAGAUGUCAGACUCUCCAAGUCACAUAGCCACUAAAACUCGACUGUCAGAAGAAAGUGCUCGUUUGGUGGCAGCCACGGUCUCUAUUCUCUCUGAUUUACCGUCCCUUUGUUCACCUGCCGGAUGUAUGACAGUCCUGCCCACAAUUCUGUUCUUAAUUGCAAGAAUAUUAAAAGACACAGCAAUAAAGUCUGCAGAUAAUCAGGUUCCUCCACCAGUCAGUGCAGCUCUUCAGGGGAUUAAAAGUAUUGUGACACUUUCUAUGGCCAAAAAUGAGGAAACUCAGAAACAAUGGACAGCUCUAAUCCGUAGCACUCUUGCAUGUAUCCUUGAAUAUUCUCAACCAGAAGAUUCUGUGCCUACUCCUGAUGAAGUAAGCAUGCUAACAGCAAUUGCACUCUUCCUGUGGUCUGCUAGUAGUGAAAUAAUAGGAGUCCAGUCAUUACAGAAUGGCUGUGUGAACAGAUUUAAAAAUGCAUUAAAUUCAUGUGACCCAUGGGUCCAAGCCAAAUGUUACCAGCUUCUUCUAUCAGUUUUUCAACAUUCCAACCGUGCCCUUUCAACUCCCUAUAUCCAUUCAUUAGCUCCAAUUGUGGUUGAAAAGCUAAAAGCUGUUGAAAGAAACAAACCAGCCAGUAACACAGAACUUUUAGCUGUUCAAGAAGGAAUUAAAGUUCUUGAAACAUUGGUUGCUCUUGGUGAAGAACAGAACAGAGUCCAGCUACUUGCUCUUUUAGUUCCCACUUUGAUCUCUUACCUGCUGGAUGAAAAUUCUUUUGUCUCAGCAAGUUCAGCUUCCAAAGACCUUCAUGAGUUUGCACUCCAGAAUUUAAUGCAUAUUGGACCUCUAUAUCCACAUGCUUUCAAGACGGUAAUGGGGGCUGCUCCUGAGUUGAAAGUACGUCUAGAAACUGCUGUUCGAGCAAGCCAAGCGAGCAAAGCUAAAGCAGCUGCCAGGCAACCAGCCCCUACCAUACAUUCUGCACCAACAAUUAAGCUAAAAACAAGUUUUUUUUAAUGUGUUCUUCUUUACAUGUUUUAUUUAUAUUCCAUCCUAAUUAGUGACAGUGUAUUAUCCCAGGUUGUGGGUUCUGUUUAUUCGUAUAUCAGUAUCCCAAUGCUUCCAGGUAGGUUAAGUGAAAUAAUGUUUGCACCACUUACUGAUUUUUAAGGAGUGAUUUUUUUAAUCAUGUGACUGUAUUUUCGUUUUUCUCUAAUAAUGGUUCUCUUUUAUUAAUUACUUUUUUGUUGUUUUUAUUUUUUUUGGUGAUAGGGAUUAAACCAAGGGCCUUGCUAAGUGAAUGAGCUAUACCCCUAGGCCCUAAUUAAUUUUUUAAAUAUUGAGCCAUGAUCUUUUAAAUUUAAAUGCUAAAAACAUAAUUGUAUCAUGUAGUUUGGAAGCUUAACGUUACUAUCAGGGAAAAAUAAGUCAAAAUUCAGCAUUUGUCAUGGAAAAAAUUAAUUAAAAACAAAGACUUUAAAUUUUAAAAGUAACCCAAAUAAUAGAAAGUCUCUGUUUCAUGGUGUAUAUAUUAUGAAUAAAGUCACA